Molecule: messenger RNA, 1398 nt
Organism: Didymodactylos carnosus
Lineage: Eukaryota; Metazoa; Rotifera; Eurotatoria; Philodinida; Philodinidae
Source: the annotation of a GenBank genome assembly
AUGAUAGGUCAUUUAGUUGGGCGCACAUGUUAUUCAUCGUCAACGGUGACAGCAUCAUGUUUAAGAAAAACAACAACAAUAUGUUCACGUCAUAUGACUUCAACAUUACCUGUUAUUAGAAAUAAUCAAAAAUUAUCUAAUACAAUUAUUAAUUACGGUCAUCCAAUUAUUACUCAGUCUAAACUGGCACGAAUGCUUAAUAAUUAUGCAUUGUUUCGUACAGUUCAAUCAUUAGUACGUAAACGUAGUUUUGAAGCUAAUGAUACAAUGUCAGACAUAAUAACAAAAAGUGAAUUUAAUUUUACACAGGGCGUAAAAGAAAAGGAAAAUUUAAAUAUAUCACAAAAAUCAAUAGAAAAAAUACAAAGUAUGUCUAAAAAUAUGCGUGUUAAUUCAAAAAAGAAGAAGCGGACAGAUUGUCAGGCGAAAACUACAGUUCUAGUGUACUGAAGCAAACAAGGCUCUGCAAUCUAUGAAAACACAAACAGGGCUAGCAGUGUAUGAUAUAGCGCAAUGAUUAAGACUGUUAGACACAAUGAUGUAGCUAAGGAGGGCUUGAUAAACCUGAAAUUAUUCAAGGUGUUAAAAAUUGCUUUAUUGCUCUCCAGUAUUUAUAUCCCACAGUGGGGAAAGGUCUCAUGCGGUGUUUCUGAUUGUUUUAUCGCCUCGCGUGGAUUAAACUUUGUCCAGAAGUCUGUAGGACAACUCCCAUGAGAAAGUUCGUACUAAAAAACUUCUAAAAACUUUUGACAGAAAGAGGUUCAGUAAGCCAAAAUAAAAUUUUUUUGGACAAUAGAGUAAAAUUCUCCUUGUUGCGAUGGUGGAAGAUACAAAACCUUUUUUGUGUUUAUUUCUACAGUGUAGGCUCCAGCAAUAGCUUAGAUACGACUGCAAAGUUUAUGGUGCAGGAAAGAUGCGUAGGAUGGGGAUGAUUGAAAAAUUGUAUCCGCUCCAUUUAUACUGGAUGUUGCUAUUAUUCCUUGCAGUUGUUUUAGUAACUAUGCAAGGAACAUAAAGAAGCCGCAGCCAAUUUUUUGUUACAAAUAUUUACAUACAUCUUGGUGAACGUUCUAUACUGUUGCGUUAGUGUGUCCAGGCGUUUUCUUUUCAAAAAGUUCGAAUUGUAUAAACUUUUUGUGGGAUUUUAGUAUAGAGUAUUUAUGCUCUAUCCGUAGCCAGUAAAUAUUCUAUAGAGAAAGGUAGUGCUCCGAUAGGGAGUUUAUCUUUUAAUGUUCAACGUGUGCGGGAUUAAACAUUUUUCGUUUGAUAAAUAAAAGGACCUGUUGCAAUAAGGACACUUUCCAUUUCACAUAUUUUUAAACUUCUAAAUAGCCACAAAAAUUCGCCAUUGAAUUCUGAGCAAUGUGAGAUAGACAGAUUUCCGGUAGACACCUUCCC